Molecule: messenger RNA, 4316 nt
Organism: Trichoderma citrinoviride
Lineage: Eukaryota; Fungi; Ascomycota; Sordariomycetes; Hypocreales; Hypocreaceae
Exons: 18
Coding region: 257-4276 (1339 amino acids)
Biological process (GO): mitotic sister chromatid cohesion; DNA repair
Cellular component (GO): chromatin; nucleus
Source: RefSeq, a predicted model, not a curated record
AGCUCCCCUCUAAACUUGCAGGUGUUGUCUCGGACAUCGCCAUCUUCGCAUCUUGUGCACCAGCCUCGCACGCCAAUUUCUUCCUCUCGCCAACUCAAACAAACGUGCGAUGCUGUGACCCGACCCGCGCGCAGCAAGACGAAGCACCUCGCCACCAGCCAAUCAAGCGGACCUCGGGAUACUUUGUUCGCCGCCUCCCAACAGCAUCGCAUCGCCAUCGUCGUCGCCGCCGCCUCUGUGCCCGCGCAGAUCAAACAUGCCUCGCCAGUCCACGAGGAGACGGUCGGCGCCCGCGCCAGCAGAGGAACCGUCUCACGCGGCGGAGCUCGAAGACGAAAACUCGGAGGCUGGAGCUGAGGUGGAAUCUGAACCCGAGGCCGAGCCCGAGGCGGAGGAGGUAGAGGCGCAGGAAGCCGAGGGCGAAUACGAAGGAGAGCACCGGAGACUGCGCUUCAACGAGGAGCUGUCAUGGCGGCCUGCGAAGCCCAUCCCCAGCGCCACGCUGCUGGCCCGUCUCGAGAGGCUGUCCAAGGAGCUGGCAGACUUUGAGCAGGGCGAGGUCGACCUGAGCUCGCUCCGGGGCGUCGCCGACAAGCUGGCGCAUCGCAACCUGCUGCAGCACAAGGAUCGAGGCGUCAAGGCCUACACGGCCUGCUGUUUGGUGGAUAUCCUGCGGCUGUUUGUGCCAGACGCCCCGUUCACGGACGAUCAGCUCAAGAUGAUGUUUGGGCUCCAGCACAAAUACGUUCUAAUGUCUCUGACCGAUGUCAAGAGCAUUCUACUCUUGACAGAAAUUCACGGAGCCGACGAUCUGCUACUACGCCUGUUCAAUUCCACCUUUGAUGGAGAGCAGGUUGCAAAGGAUCUGAUUGACGAGUCUCCUGGCAGCGUCCCGGCGAGUGUCAUCGACGCCAUUAUCAGUCAUAAGGAGCAGAAUGGCAAGCAAUCGACACUUCUCCUCAAGACAGAGCCGCCGGCCUAUGUCAUGGCAAAGGCCAUCUGUAAUGGCCAGUAUUUCAGCGACGUCAUCCUUAAUGCCUCUGGAUUUGCGACUGCGGGAAAUGGCGCCCGCCAUGGGGACGAUUCGGAUGAGGAAGAUGCCCACGCAGGACCUUCAGAGGCCGACCUCAAGAAACUGUGGCGGGCAGCACCUGCUGUGCUGCAAAAUGUGAUUCCGCAACUCGACGCCGAACUGUCUGCCGACAACGUACACUUGCGGCUGAUAGCUACAGAGACAUUCGGCGACAUGAUUUCCGGUAUUGGAGCCGCUGGCCCUCCGCCGCCUCCUCUGAUGGAUGACAGUCCGGCAGUCGCAGCUGAAGCCAACGUUCUCACCAAGCCAUAUUCUCCGCAGUCGUUUGCGCAGAAAAAUGACAAGACGGGCACUAUCCGUACAGCCUGGGUGACUGCUGUGGGCUACAUCCUUUCUACUUCCGCCGGUGGCAUUGGAUUGAGCACCCAAGAGGAGAGCGAGCUGGUGAGGGCUUUGGUCGACAAGUUGAAUGAUAGCGAAGAAAAGCUCUUUGACUUCCGAGACAUCAUUCUCAAGCUUGGCAUCCUCGGCGGUGUUGAAAAGGAGGGCUCGGUCUUUGCCAGUCUGGCAGACAGAUGUCGAGACAGAAAACCAGCAGUGCGUGUUGAGGCAAUGGUCCUGCUGGGCAAGCUAUGGGCUGAAGCUGUUACUGCUUGUCUCGCGGGCGUCCCGUCACGCAUUAUCAAUGCCUUUUACGCCAACGAUCCUGAUCUCAACGUCCUCCUCGAUCGUGUCAUGUUCGAAUGUCUGAUACCCCUGAAAUACCCCCUCAUGAAGGGCAAGGGAGCCAAGACUGCGGCUGCGUCCUCUCAGGGCAAGGCUGCGAGAAUUCUGCUGAUGCUCAAGUCCCUCGACACUGCGGCUCAAAAGGCCUUCUUCGCCAUGCAGGCACGCCAGCCUCAGUUUGCCAAGGGUCUUGAGAUCUUCAUCCAACAAUGCGAGGCCUACAAUGGCGGCGUCAUUGAGGCAAACGAAGACAAGUGGUUCGGAGCCUACUUUCCCGACCCCUUAAAGGUUCGCGCCGACCUGCAAAAAUUCGUCAAACUCAACGAACGUCGCUGCUACCAACUCAUCAAAUAUGCGAUCGAGUCUGAAAGCGACUUCAAGACCAUCUCGGCAACCUCGGCCGCCAGUUCUCUGGAUACCCUGAUUCCUCUGCUAUAUCGAUCAAGCUGUCUCAUGUUCAACCGAAGCCACUUGGCAACCAUCAUGGACUACUCCAAGAGCGAUAAGAACGGUUUCGCCGCCGUAGCACAUCAGGUGCUCAACGACAUAUCUCAGCGGAACCCCGACAUCUUCAAAGCUCAUGCAGAAGAAUUGCGGAAAGAGCUCAUCCAGAAAGCACCAACCGAGUCUACCAAGUCUCACGAUGCUGGCGUUGUGGAUAUUCUCAAGGCCUAUUCAUCUUAUGCCAAGAGAUAUCCCGAAGACAUCAACCUUGACAGGAGCUUCACGCAGACGCUCAUGAACUACGCUCUCUAUGGCGUGCCCUUAAAAACGCCAAAGUAUGCCGUCAACAUCCUUCUGGCGAAGAACGAUGACAAGAGUAAGGUGACAGCCACGAAUCUCCUGCGCAAGGUGAUGGCGAACUUCAAGUACGAAGCACCCCAUCUGCUCAACAAACUAGCCACCAUAAGUCAGCUCGAGCGCUUGGCGCCGACCGUCACCGUGGAUUCAGACCAGGCAAUCAACGACAUGACCAUCAAGCAGAUUCUGCGCGAGGUACGAACCGAGGCAACGGACAAGGAUCCAUCCUGGGUUGAUGACGCCGACAUGGACGAAGAGCUCCAGGCAAAGUGCCUCUCUAUUCGGAUCCUCGUCAACCAAGCUUUGGCUACUUCCACAGAUGCCGAUGCGGAGGAAAGGGUCAAGCCCAUCUUUAAGCUUCUCAAGACCUUUGUCGUCUCGGACGGCGAGUUUUCCAAGGUCAAAGAUACGCCAAAGCAUCACAAGAAGCGUUUGAGGUUGAUGGCCGGCCUGAUGAUCCUGAAACUCUGCACGGUGAAGAAGUACGACGACCAGUUUGACCAUGCAAGUUUCAACAAGCUUGCCGAGCUUGUUCAAGACCCUGAGCUCCAGGUGCGCCGUCGGUUCAUGGACAAGCUGCAGAACUACCUCACCCGGGGCAAACUUCGCGCGCGCUUCCUCACCAUCCUCUUCCUCGCGGCGUUUGAACCUUUCCCAGAGCUGAAGAACCGUGUGGAAACAUGGCUGCGGUCACGGUCGCGGUACUAUGCAGAAAACGGGCAGCAGAUCAUGGAGGCUCUCAUGGGAAGACUCAUCCCGUUGCUUGCCCAUCAUCCAGACUAUACCUCCGACCCAGCCGACCUGGUUGAUUUUGCAAACUACUUCCUGUUCUAUCUUGGCGCAGUGGCGACAGAGCAAAACAUAUCGCUGAUUUACAAGUACGCCGAGAGGGUCAAGCAGACACGUGAUGGAGUCGACCCGGAAAAGAGUGAGAACCUCUACGUGUUGAGCGACCUGGCGCAGACAUUGGUUCGCAAGUACCAAGAGCGGAAGAACUGGAGCUUCCAGGCUUGGCCGGGCAAGGUUGGUCUGCCUACAGGCCUGUAUACGGCUCUUCCGUCCAGCGAGGUCGCCCAGCACAUCGCAAAGAAACAGUAUAUUCCGGACGAACUGGACGAGAAAUUGGAUGACUUGAUUCGGGCAAUGGACCGCAAGAAGAAGCGAAAGUCGCUCCAUGAAACGACAGACCAUCCAGCAAAGAGAUCGAAGACCCAGAUGAAGACCGUCAUCCGUGAGAAGCCAGGCCCGAAAGCCAAAUCAGCCAAGGCUCCUGGUAGGAAAAUCGCAAAGCCCAAGGCGGCCCCCAAGGCCAAGAAAGCAGCACCAUCUGUGCCCGAGGGCGAACGGCGUCGCAGUGGGCGCGCUCACGCCAUCUCGACGUAUACGGAACGUGGCGACGAGGAGGAUGAGGAAGAAAUGCUGGAGGGGGUGGCGGAAUGGGAGUAUGGCAACGAUGAUGAGGACGAUGAGGAGGCAUCUGAGCAAGAGGAAAGCGGCAACGAGGACGAGGACGAUGGCUCCGAGUCAGACAAGGCUGAGCCCGAGGCCGAAGCAGAAGAGGCUGCCGCUGCCACCACCACCACCACCAAAGGCAAGGGAAAGACCCCAGCCGUCAAGGCCAGCGUAUUGUCCAAGGCCAAGCGACCGGCGCGUGCUACUCGCGGUCGGCCUUCCAAGGACGCAUCAGACAUGGAUGUGGAUGACGACGACGAGUGAAAUGCAAUGUGUGUAUGUUAGGGACAUGGCUUUUCUUUUU